Messenger RNA from Trypanosoma cruzi, 253 nucleotides. RefSeq names its product amino acid transporter, putative. The annotation marks the transcript as partial. NCBI's taxonomy places the organism in Eukaryota, Euglenozoa, Kinetoplastea, Trypanosomatida, Trypanosomatidae. The transcript has a single exon. The record is from RefSeq and is a predicted model, not a curated record.
GGCGUUCUUGUCCCUCAUUGUCGGUCUGUUUGUUCCACGCAUCACUACAGUUUUUGGGCUUGUUGGCUCCCUCUGCGGCGGCUCCAUCGGCUACGUAUUCCCCGCACUCAUGUUCAUGUACUGCGGCAACUUCAAUGCCCGCUCCGUCGGAUGGGGGCACUUCAUUGGGGCGUAUGUGUUGCUGAUUGUUGGUGUUAUUGCCAUCGUCUUUGGGACCGCCGCCGCCAUUUACUCGGAGCUGCAAAAUGAAUAA